Molecule: messenger RNA, 1360 nt
Organism: Didymodactylos carnosus
Lineage: Eukaryota; Metazoa; Rotifera; Eurotatoria; Philodinida; Philodinidae
Source: the annotation of a GenBank genome assembly
UGUUUUUAUUUUAAAUGAAUUAGUAUUAAUAACGGAAGUAAAACGUCCAAAAUGUCUUGGCGCAUGUGAAUGUCAUGAUGAGAAAUGUAAAGAAAAUCGUGAAGAAUUAAAGCAAUUUCGUCAAAACUUUGCUCAAAUAGUGAUGAAAACGGUGAAAAGUGCCCCGAAAAGUAUGGAUAAAUUAGAAUUAAAUUUCCAAUAUGCUGCUCAACCUGGGCGAUGUAACACUCGUCAAACACGACUUGAAAAACCACCUUGUUAUACCGUGGCUAACGUGGAAUAUGUCGAACAGUGGAAUGGAAUUAAAACAGUUGAAAAAACAUUUUUAAAGCACAUAAGUCAAACCUUAACUUAUGUGAAGAAUGUUAAUUUCGGGAUCUUAACAUGUUUUGACAAAAGUUAUGUGAGUGUUCGUUGGUCAGAUAAUUAUUUUGUCUCUGAUGAAAUUGAUCUAAAAUUAUUUCCACAAUUAUAUCUAACAAUUUUAUUUACCUAUUUGAAAAAACGUUCAAGGACAACAUCAAAAACAAAAUUAUUAAUUCCAUUGCACGUUUCUGAUAAUGAUAAUCUUUCAAAUCAAGAUUCUGACAAUCAACAUGUUGAUGGUGGUUAUAUCAAUGAUGUUACCAAUUCGUUCGUGCCAUUAUUUUCAUGUGCAUCGUUAAAUGAAAAAAUAAAUCGUUUAGAAACAGCACCAAAAUGGUUUGAUUUAUUUCAUACAAUUGAUCUAUACUCAAUCGAGCAAUAUCAUUCACAAACAGGCGACAUUGUUAUAUUAGAUUUAAGUACAUGUAAAAAUGAGCGUUUAUUAGAUUUAAUUAAAUCAUCAUCAUCAAAUAAAAAACAACAACUUGUAAUUAAAAUUGCUGACAAAAAAAUGAAAAAUGAAUAUUAUCAAUUAUUGAAUGAAUUGACAAUUUAUAAUUAUUUCAUUACAAUAAAAUCAAAUUUAAUUGAGUUAAAUAUGGUAUUGAAACCAAUUUUUAUUGGAGUUUAUUCACAAUUAUUAUAUUUGGUAUUGCCAUAUGGGGGGCAAACAAUCAAUGACUUUAUAUUUAACAAAACAUUAUCAGUAAUAAAUUACACUAAAGAUGAAUUAUUGAUGAUUAUGCAACAAUUGUAUAGGCAAACAAAAACAUUAUUGAAAACAGUUCAUCAAAAUGGUAUAAAUCACAAUGAUUUAAGACCACAAAAUAUAUUAGUAAAUGAAACAAAUGAUAAGAAGUUGAUCGUUACAUUGAUUGAUUUCGCUCAUUCAUCCGUUAUGAAUUAUUCGUUUGAUCAAGAAGAAAUUAAUUGGCAAGAAAACCAGUUAUUAAACGAAAUAUUUUUGAAAUUACAAAAAAAAAUAUUCGUGUAG